This is a messenger RNA of Serinus canaria (Common canary), 709 nucleotides long. RefSeq names its product TP53RK binding protein (gene TPRKB). Gene Ontology annotation, cellular component: nucleus; cytosol; EKC/KEOPS complex. The coding region runs from base 151 to 678 and encodes 175 amino acids. The transcript is spliced from 4 exons. Lineage: Eukaryota; Metazoa; Chordata; Aves; Passeriformes; Fringillidae. The record is from RefSeq and is a predicted model, not a curated record. Gene Ontology annotation, biological process: tRNA threonylcarbamoyladenosine modification; telomere maintenance via recombination.
GGGGAGGGGCGAGGGCGGCACCCGGCCGGGCGGGAAGGGACGCGGGGCCGGGAAACGGGGGAUUCCUGUGGGAAGGCGAGCCUCUGGUCUGAGCGGCCGGGUAUUGUUAGCGCUGUGUUUUCUGCGGGACGAGCGGCCGAUCCCCCGGGGAUGGAGCGAACGCACCGGUUGGAGCUGUUCCCUGAGCGCAGCGUCACGCUGCUCCUCUUCCAGCACGUGAAAAAUGCCGCUGCUCUGCGGAAAAAAGCCAUGGAAGGGUCCAUUGAGGGAGCACUGAUAAACCCUGCCAUGAUUGUAGAUCCUUUUCAGAUUCUUGUGGCAGCCAACAAAGCAGUGCAUCUACAGAAGAUAGGUAAAAUGAAGACUAGAACACUCUAUUCAGAAAUUAUUUUCAGCCUUUCACCAAGCAACAAUAUUUCAGAUGCAUUUAAAAAGUUUGGCAUUUCAGACAGCGACACAGCAGUACUCAUUGUGCUGGUGGUGGAUGGAGACAAGAAUGUAAAUCUGGCAGAUAUAACAUCUCAGGUGGAAGGCCAGCAGGUUUCCUUAGAUGAACUCCCCCAGCUAACAGACACUGCCAAAGUUAAAAAGAUGUACAAAAUUACUCCACAGGAAGAAAAAAUCGGCACCUUAUUGGAUAGUGUUGUUUGCAGAAUGUCAACAAAAGAUGUUUUGUGAAAAGGUGGAAAUAAAUUUCAGAGGAAGUGAA